AUGUGUAUGCGCCUUGUGGGCACGAUGGGCUAUCCUUGUGCAGGCCUGCCAGCUUGCAAGCUGCAGCUCCGGCAAGACUCGCAGAACCAGGACCUGUUCUUCUUUGAGCCCAUGGACACUGUCAGCGCUGCAGCUGCCGCAAGUGCUGGCGUGAGCAGCAUGUUCUUCCUGGACCCCGAGGGCAGGCAGAUAGCUGAGCUGAAGAAGUGGCUGGACCUUGCCGAGGAUGAGUACUGUAUGGGGAGACCCAUCCGGCCGCUGUUCAUCAACGGUCUGGUCAAGACUGGCAAGUCCUACAUGCUCAAGGAGGUUCUGCCUGCUGUGGCCAACACCUACUACAGCAGCGGUGGCAGUGGCCGGCAGCAUGCUGGCACGGUGCUUUCAGAGCCCAACUUCCUGCACGUGAACUGCUUGGUCUGCCGUCGCGGCAGUGGCAUCAGUGGCUUCCUUAAGGAAAUCCUCGUUGUACUCAAGCGGAGCGCCGCCAAACAGCAGCUCUCUGCUGCCGCCAGCACGCCUGCACCCAGUGACAACUCGGCUGUCACCGCAGCGGGCGCCAUUCAGGACUUCAUGGAGCGCCUGCCACGGGACCGCCUGAACUUCCUGCUGAUUGACGAGGCGCAGAGCUUUUACCUGCUUACACGGGCCAUGCCGGGCGACUUUUCGCCGCGCGGCACAACACUGGACGUGGAGGAAGUGCAGCUCAUGCGGUGCAUCUUCAAGGAACUCCUGCUGGACAGCCCCCACUGGGUCGCCUGGGCCGUCACGGGCAGUUCCAUGGCGACGCUAUGGGCCAAUGUUGCAGUCACCCCGACCAACGGUGUUGCCCUAAUCACGUACCACUCCCAACUCAACCUGAGCCCCAUGGUGUCCAAGGACGUGCUGGAAGUCGCCUGGGAGCAGCUAAAGGCCCAGGCCGCGAGCUGGGAUCCGCCACUGCCAAGCGACCUGCUCUGGCAGUCACCACAGCAGAUCGCCAUGCUUGCGUACUUGUGCCAGGAGUGGAGGGGGCGGUUAGGGACGGCUAUCACAGCUGCGGAGCUGGUCAAGCAAACCCUGAGAGGAAAGCUCAUUCCCGAGGUCCGGGACCACCGCUGCAACAGCCGCGGCAGCAAGACCAAUUUUGAGCGGGACAACAGGGCUCAGACUGACGUCAAGGUUGGGCUUCGCUGGUUCCACAGGUUGCUGCGCAACAUCCUCUGUCACGCCCCCAUCCUGGAUCAUCAGAAGUUCCUGGAUGCCUACCCGCCAGAGAUGGCUGCAUUUCAUAGCAGUGGUCGCAUCAGCAAGGUGCUGACCGCGACCUACGAAAGCCCGAAGCCCAGGCGCAGCGGCGCCGCAGCAGCGGCGCCCAGUGUGGAGGCAGCAGCAGCACCCAGCACGGCGGCAGCAGCGGUGCCCAGCAUGGCAGCAGCAGCGGCGCCCGGUGUGGCGGCAGCAGUGAUGGUGGUGGCGGUGGGGCGGGUGGUGAUGAACAGCACAACGCCCACCGCAACCGGACAUAAGGACACCGCCCGCCACUACCAGCGAAGCGUCCGCGGAGCAGAGGUGGCUGGCGGUUUGACGGACGGCGAGCGGCCACGGAAGCGAGCUCGCGGGCCACCCACGGCAGGCGUCGUGGAAUCCGGCGGCAGCGGCGGCGGCGGCGGCGGCGCGACGGACGCCUACCACCCGCAGCAGCUCGUCAAGGGCAUGUACGACAAGUACCUGGGGGGGUGGCUAUCCGUGUGGCCUCGCGAUCGUUUUCUCUUUAUGCGCACUGAGGACUACAAGUCGGCCCCCGUGGAGCACUUGACCGCGGCUAUCAAGUUCCUUGCGGGCCCCGUGUUCACCUCAUGCGACACAGGAGGAUUCUGCCAAUCGCCCAACACGUCCACAUCCAGCCUUGGCUCAGCACAUAAGCACUAGGUCGGGCCUACAUGCUGCUCCUUCCUUGGCCAUAAUAAACACCAAGCCAGGGGUUUGCGCCACAGCACUUGGGCUCCUACAUGUGCGAGUGUGAACCUCACAGGGCUCCGCCAGUGAUACUCAGGCCAGCAAUAUCCGCCCAGCAUCCCUCAACCGUAUCAACUUCAGGCAGAUUAUACAUUAACCACAGAAGGAGCGAAGGAGCGAGCUUCAUGGCUGUGAGCUUGGUUUGCUUGGUUUGCUUGGGUCGUCUGGGCUUCAUGGUCAACGCAUUGUCACGUAGCGUGCCAGGAUGUCCAGCAAACAACAGUUACAAUAAAAGGAAGCUAUAACUAUAUGAAAAAUUCAGUUCU
Volvox carteri f. nagariensis is the source of this 2261-nucleotide messenger RNA. RefSeq lists its product as uncharacterized. Lineage: Eukaryota; Viridiplantae; Chlorophyta; Chlorophyceae; Chlamydomonadales; Volvocaceae. Gene Ontology annotation, biological process: hexose biosynthetic process. The coding region runs from base 1 to 1908 and encodes 635 amino acids. The record is from RefSeq and is a predicted model, not a curated record. The transcript is spliced from 11 exons. Gene Ontology annotation, molecular function: N-acetylgalactosamine 4-sulfate 6-O-sulfotransferase activity.